Messenger RNA from Aspergillus tanneri, 948 nucleotides. RefSeq names its product class I SAM-dependent methyltransferase (gene COQ5). The transcript is spliced from 2 exons. The record is from RefSeq and is a predicted model, not a curated record. NCBI's taxonomy places the organism in Eukaryota, Fungi, Ascomycota, Eurotiomycetes, Eurotiales, Aspergillaceae. The coding region runs from base 1 to 948 and encodes 315 amino acids. Gene Ontology annotation, molecular function: methyltransferase activity. Gene Ontology annotation, biological process: ubiquinone biosynthetic process.
AUGUCUUCCCGAUCCCUAUGGAGAAGUUUACGUCUUAGCACGAGAAGGGGUGUCAGCGCCCCGGAGACGCCCUAUCGCUGCUUCUCCUGUGCCCGACGAGUGCAAGCCGAGCCCAAGACGGACCACGAGCGAAUGACCCAUUUCGGCUUUACGAAUGUUCCUGAAUCACAAAAAGAGUCCAUGGUAAGGACGGUUUUCAGCUCGGUUGCAUCGUCUUACGAUACUAUGAACGAUUUCAUGUCGCUCGGAAUCCAUCGCCUCUGGAAAGAUCACUUUGUUCGCUCCUUAAACCCCGGGUCGGCACUACCCUCUCGCGACACCGACACAACCGGUCGAGGCUGGAAUAUCUUAGACAUCGCCGGCGGGACGGGCGAUAUCGCAUUUCGCAUGCUGGACCACGCAACAAACAUUAAUCAUGACCAGGAGACACGGGUCACGAUUGCAGAUAUUAACCCUGAAAUGCUGGCGGAGGGUAAGAAACGGAGCAUCCAGACUCCCUACUACAACACCAAACGGCUGUCGUUCAUGGAAGGAAAUGCGGAACAUAUGCCCGACAUUCCCGACGACUCGGUAGACCUGUACACCGUUGUCUUCGGAAUUCGAAAUUUCACCGACAAACAGGCUGCUCUGGUCGAGGCCUUUCGGGUAUUGAAGCCCGGCGGCGUGUUCGCUUGCAUGGAAUUCAGCAAGGUCGACAACAGCCUCUUCAAUGCGGUUUACAAACAAUGGAGCUUCAGUGCCAUUCCCAUGAUCGGCCAACUGGUAGCAGGGGAUCGUGACAGCUAUCAGUAUCUAGUGGAGAGCAUCGAAAAGUUCCCCAGCCAGGAAGAAUUCCGAGGAAUGAUCCAGAAGGCCGGGUUUAUGAUCCCUGGACGAGGAUUCGAAAACCUGACCGGAGGUAUUGCGGCCAUUCACAAGGGAAUCAAACCGCUUUCCCACCGCGCUUGA